AUGCUGAAAAUAGUUUUGGUGGUUCUUUUGGCCUUCUUGGUGCAGUAUGUCUUCAAAACUUUGUUGAUGUUUGAUGUUCAAAAACGAAUUUACAACCAUCGACCAGGACAGUGUAGAAAAAUAGAAGGACCCGUUCAUGGAUCGGAAGACAUAACCAUUGUCGAUGAGAAAUAUGUUGCAUUCAUAACUUCUGGAUUGGUUUAUCUGAAUGACGACCCGUCCCGUGCCACAUGGAAAGGCCAAAUAUUCCUCUAUGACUUAACUAAAAGAACCUACAAAGCAGAAUCCAUUCCAAUUCUGAAUUUAGAAGAUGAAGAAGGAUUUCAUCCUCAUGGAAUAUCUCACUGGAUUAAGAAAGACGGAACUAUUCGUUUGUUUAUUGUUGUGCACUCCAAAAUUUUUAAGCAUUCCAUUGUGAUUCUUGAUUUUGAUGAGACCAAGCGUCAGUUGAAUCAUGUUAGAACAGUGAGGAAUGAGAAAUUUGUUCGACCAAACGAUAUUGUGGCAACUGGAGAUGACUCGUUCUUGGUUUCAAAUGACGGAGGAGCUCAAACAGUUUUGGGAAAUGCGGUUGAGAUGUUUACUGGUUUCUGGAAAGGAGGAUUAGUCUAUUACGAUGGAAAGACAUCACAAUAUUUAUUAGAGAACACAGUUGCUAAUGGAAUCAUUCUUUCUCGUGAUAGAAAGACAUUGUUUGUUUCCCACAUCAAUCAAGAAACUAUUGGAGUUUUUGCUUGGGAUCAGAAGAACAUUUCAAUAAAGAAAAUAUCUGAAAUUGAAACACUCACUGGAUGCGACAACUUCUAUAUUGAUAAGCAGGAUAAUUUGUGGUCGGGAUGUCAUCCAAUUCUGAAAGAUGCUGUUGGACACCUUGGAGACGCUGGAGACCAGUCUCUGUUUGCUCCAUCUCAAGUUCUUCGUUUUAAAUUCUCGAAAGACUUGAAAUCAGCUGAAAUGGUUGAAGUAUUUUCUGAUGAUGGAAAAUUCACUUCUGCCAGUGCGAUUGCUGUCGGUUUCGAUGACGGAAAACAACUGCUAAUUGGAACUGUCUUCCGUGAUUUAACUCAUUGUGAUAUUGAUGUACCACUUGAUUUCUAA
Messenger RNA from Caenorhabditis briggsae, 1098 nucleotides. Gene Ontology annotation, molecular function: arylesterase activity. The transcript has 5 exons. Lineage: Eukaryota; Metazoa; Nematoda; Chromadorea; Rhabditida; Rhabditidae. Bases 1 to 1098 code for a protein of 365 amino acids. The record is from RefSeq and is a predicted model, not a curated record.